Messenger RNA from Scedosporium apiospermum, 2826 nucleotides. RefSeq names its product Serine/threonine-protein kinase ATG1. Gene Ontology annotation, cellular component: cytoplasm; autophagosome. Lineage: Eukaryota; Fungi; Ascomycota; Sordariomycetes; Microascales; Microascaceae. The record is from RefSeq and is a predicted model, not a curated record. Gene Ontology annotation, molecular function: protein serine/threonine kinase activity; ATP binding. The transcript has 3 exons. Gene Ontology annotation, biological process: peptidyl-serine phosphorylation; protein autophosphorylation; autophagosome organization. Bases 1 to 2826 code for a protein of 941 amino acids.
AUGGCGGACCCGCGUAAGGGCUCGUCGUCCUCUGGGCGCGAGAAGCAUGGCCAUGCUCAAGUAGGAAACUUCGUCGUCGGCGCGGAGAUCGGCAAGGGCAGCUUUGCCCAGGUUUACAUGGGAUGGCAUAAGACGUCUCGAGCAGCCGUAGCUAUCAAAUCCGUCGAGAUCGACAGACUAAACAAGAAGCUCAAAGAGAACCUCUAUGGAGAAAUACAAAUACUCAAAACCCUUCGCCAUCCGCACAUUGUAGCUCUACACGACUGCGUCGAGUCCAAAACACACAUAAACCUGGUAAUGGAGUACUGCGAGCUUGGCGAUCUGUCAUUCUUCAUCAAGAAACGAGACAAGCAUGCGACUCACCCUGCUACCUACGAUUUAGCGCGAAAGUACCCAUGUCCCCCGAAUUCCGGCCUCAACGAGGUUGUCAUUCGUCAUUUCCUGAAGCAGCUAGCUAGUGCCCUCAAGUUCCUCAGGGAAAUGAACUAUGUCCACCGAGACGUAAAGCCGCAAAACUUACUGCUUCUCCCAUCCCCAGAGUACCGAAAGGUCCACCCGCGGGACAUCCUCGAAGCAAGCCAAGACUCACUGAUCCCCGUGGCCGGACUCGCGUCUCUCCCCAUGCUAAAACUCGCCGAUUUCGGAUUUGCCCGGGUCCUCCCAUCUACCUCCCUCGCGGAUACGCUCUGUGGUUCGCCCCUAUACAUGGCACCCGAGAUAUUGCGAUACGAACGAUACGAUGCUAAGGCUGAUCUCUGGUCCGUAGGGACUGUUGCCUUUGAAAUGGCCACGGGAAAGCCGCCGUUUAGGGCGCGGAACCAUGUCGAGCUCCUUCGCAAGAUCGAGGCCAACGAGGACGUAAUCAAGUUCCCGCGGGAAACUAACAUUAGUCCGGAAUUGAAGGCCGUUAUUAGGGGUCUACUGAAACGCAACCCUGUUGAGAGAAUGAGCUUCGAAAAGUUCUUUGCUGAUGAAGUCAUAACUGGAUCCAUUCCAGGACUUGUUGAAGAUGACAUCCCCAAACCUAUCCCCAUACCCCAGGAGCCCAAGGUUGCUCCUCUGCCUUCGCCUCUGGAAAGGCCCAGGCGUUCACCAGACCUUCCUAGGGAAAGCGUUAUGCCGAGCUCUCCUAUUGAAACAGGGUCUAAAUCACCGCUGGUUGGAAGUCCAGGCACUCGCACUGCUGCGCUGACCCCGACCCACCGAGACGCCGGCACUGGUCUCGGCAUCCGCCAGCAUCCUCUCCCUCAAGCUCAACCGUCGACAUCUAACUCCCCACGCAGAUUGUCCGACGUUACUUCCGCCCGUCUUCGAGACAAUCAAUCAUCGCCCCCCUCAUCUCUACUUAACGAGCACGGCAUCAAGAAGCGAGGGCGCGUACAAACAAGCCCGCUCCCAAUAGAGGAGCAAGAGAGAGCAGCCCAAGAGGUUGCAUUUGAACGUGACUAUGUGGUCGUCGAGAAGCGGCAAGUUGAAGUUAAUGCCUUCGCUGAUGAGAUGGCCGCCAAUCCCCGCCUCGGUGGCCAUGGAAACACUGGUACUUCACCGAGAUCUGGCCAAGUAGUGCGGCGCGCUACGCAAACAAACUCGACAGGAGCCGGGGCAAACCAACAAUCUCGAGCAAUCCAAAUUGCGCAAGGCAAAGGCCAUCACAAUCACCAAGGUUCUUAUGACAAGGGGGCUUCUGCCGCGGGUAGUAGCCCUAUCUCGGCAAGUAGCGCCAUCUCGAAGGCAAUACAAGAUGCAAGCCUUCGGCUCUUCGGCUUCAAGGUUCCUCCCGUUCGAGUUGGAAAGGGACAGUCACCGCCUCUAUACAGCCCAUUCCCCGCCUACCCGAUACCCGCCAACCAAGCCGGCCUGCUUGAGGAUGGCAAGCGCGGCGCAUCACCGGAUGAGGACGCCCGGGUCGCCCAGGCAAUUGAAGAGUAUGCUAACCGCAGCGACUGCGUCUACGGAUUCGCGGAAGUGAAGUUUAAGCAGCUGUUUCCAUUGGCACCAUCGAUGGAGCACGGACUAGGUGGUGCGUCGGCUGAGGAUAUGGACCCUCGAGAUGAGGGAUUGACCCUGGACGCCGUGGUUACUUUGUCGGAAGAGGCGUUAGUCCUUUACGUUAAAGCGUUGUCUAUGCUCGCAAAGGCCAUGGAUAUUGCUAGUCUGUGGUGGCAACAUAAGACGCAGCGCGAGCCUAGUCCAAAUACCCGAGACGGCCAAGGAUCCCAGUUUCUCUCCAUGCGUAUCAACUCGGCGGUGCAAUGGGUGCGGACGCGCUUCAACGAAGUUUUAGAGAAGUCGGAAGUGGUCCGACUGAAGCUCGUGGAUGCGCAGAAACAGCUUCCAGAAGAUCACCCGAGCCAUCCAAGCAACCACCAGGGCGAUUCGAGUUUCGAUGCUGGAGAGAAGCAAGUGUACUUAACACCGGGGAUCAGCGCGGAAAAGCUCAUGUACGACCGAGCAAUCGACAUGAGUAGAACCGCGGCGAUUGACGAGAUUGCAAACGAGCACCUGAAGGAUUGCGAGGAGUAUUACACCACGGCCAUUCGCAUGCUCGAGGCCGUUCUCGAUGUUGAUGAUGAGUCUUACCGAUCAAGAUCUGGUUCCACCUCUAAGGACACGAGGGCUGAUAAUGGGCGUGAAAUAGCGGGCGAUCUUGACCGCGAAGAUCGGAAAGUGGUCAAGAAGAUGAUCGGCCUGAUCCGGGGCAGACUCUCGAUGGUCCGAAAGAAGCGGAGCGUAAUUGCCGAGGCUGAGAAGGCACAGCUUGUCGCAGAGCGACGGCGGAGUGGUGAUAUGACGCCAAGGAGCGUUCGUUCUCAUGCAUCAUCAUAA